AUGACGUAAGAAAGAAUGUUCGGGCCGGUUCUGGCGUGCACUACAAGCUUCUCGUUAGCUGAUGUAACAGGCGGCGGUUUGUAGGAAACAUGUUGUGAAGUAUAUAUAUAAAGUGAAACGCACCCGAAUAGUGGCAUUUGUAAGUAGUGGGUUAUUGUGAGACUUUGUGCUGAAGGCGUACUUAGACGGAAAUAUAAGAGAAAAAUAAUCGUCAGUUUGAGGAGUAAACGUAACCUCACUUGUAACUCAAUCCGCGACUGCAGUCAUCACAGCAAACAUGUUUCAACACUGCAAGAGGCUAAUCCCAAUGGUGUCGCGACGAGGAUUUCUGGUAAACCAACAGCAUCCAGGGCCAGUGAUUCGCAAUUUCUGGAGUCUGUAUCGCCCUUCCGACAUGAGGUCCGUUUUUCGAGAUAUGGACAAGGCACUGGAGAGGUUCGAGCGGGAUGUGAUUGACCACUUUCCAUUCCGUCGAAUUUUACCUCGAUCGAUCCCCAUCCAAGGCAUUGUACAGCGUGGUGAUGUCUACCGGGUCAACGUGGAUGUGGACGGCUUCAAACCUGAGGAGAUUAACAUCUCCAUGAAAGACAACAUCCUUGUUAUCAGGGCAAGAAUGGAGAGGAAGGGAGAGGACGGUAGCAAGUUUCAGCAGGAGUUCACACGUGAGAUGACUUUGCCGGAAGAAGUGGACCCCACCUCAUUGAAGUCCUUCCUGGGUAAUGACGGCGUUCUGAGCAUCGAAGCGUCGUAUAAGCCAGAAGUGAAAUCGAAAGAAAUACCAGUGAGUCGAGAGUAGAUGGAUGGGUAGCUUGUGGUUUUGCUGGGGAUGAAUGUAUAACCAUUUACAGGGAAUAUCUAGAGUUAAUAGCACAUGAUUUAAAUGUAAAACGCUUUCAGAAGCUGCAGUAUAUAUGUGAAUAUGUUUUGUUGUAAUAUUUGGUUAAUUUCCACAUUUCUUGUGUAGUGUAGUUGGGCAGACUUUUGUAAUUUGCACAGUUGUAGGUAAAUUGAAAUUAACAUACUAGAUAUUAUGUGUGUGUCAUAUGUUGUGGUGAUUUUUGUUAAACAUUGUGUAACCUGAGGUUUGAAAACUUCGGCUGUUGGUCACUGAAAGUGGUGAAAUGGUGGGAUCCCAUUUCUCUAAGCAGUCAACACAAAAUUUUGUUCCUAGGGCCACAAUUGCAGUGAGACAUUUGCCUAUUUAAGACCUGAUAAAUAAAAACUAGUGUUUUAAGCAUGUGAAAUCAAAGAAGAGAAUAUA
Messenger RNA from Cryptotermes secundus, 1261 nucleotides. Its product is annotated as alpha-crystallin B chain-like. Gene Ontology annotation, biological process: protein refolding; response to heat. NCBI's taxonomy places the organism in Eukaryota, Metazoa, Arthropoda, Insecta, Blattodea, Kalotermitidae. The transcript has a single exon. The record is from RefSeq and is a predicted model, not a curated record. Gene Ontology annotation, molecular function: protein folding chaperone. Bases 278 to 796 code for a protein of 172 amino acids.